Hypoxylon trugodes is the source of this 5604-nucleotide messenger RNA. RefSeq lists its product as uncharacterized. The record is from RefSeq and is a predicted model, not a curated record. Gene Ontology annotation, molecular function: DNA-directed DNA polymerase activity; DNA binding; nucleotide binding. Gene Ontology annotation, cellular component: zeta DNA polymerase complex; nucleus. The transcript is spliced from 2 exons. Lineage: Eukaryota; Fungi; Ascomycota; Sordariomycetes; Xylariales; Hypoxylaceae. Gene Ontology annotation, biological process: error-prone translesion synthesis; double-strand break repair via homologous recombination. Bases 154 to 5304 code for a protein of 1716 amino acids.
CAACGCGUCAAACUAUCGAUGGGGGCCCACGCCCAUACUAAACCAUCGUUUCUUGUAUCGUCAAUGCGCUUCAGCUAGGUUUUCACAAGGAAUAUUCAUAAUAUCCUUCAUGCAUUUUCGACUUGCAUCAACAUUUCUAUGUAACAAGCCGCCAUGGACGUUUUCCGUGUGCGGCUGAACUGCAUAGACCAUUAUCAAGCUAUCCCUACCAAAUACGAUCCCCAGUUGCGCAAUGACAUCCGUGCUGAUCAAUUGGGCAAAGAGCCCAGGGUCCCAGUCGUCAGAGUCUUUGGUUCGACCGAAACGGGUCAGAAAGUCUGCGCUCAUAUUCACGGCGCGUUCCCAUAUCUAUACAUUGAGUAUGAUGGAUGCCUACUUCCUGAUGAUGUGGGUGCUUACAUAUAUCGACUUCAUCUAUCCAUCGAUCAUGCCUUAGCCGUGAGCUACCGUCGUAAUGCCUACGAUGGAAAGAGUAAAUAUCUGGCUAGAAUCACCCUUGUUAAAGGGAUACCGUUCUACGGGUUCUACGUUGGCUAUCGAUUUUACCUUAAGAUCUAUAUGUUAAAUCCUAUGACUAUGACAAGACUUGCCGAAUUGCUUCAACAGGGUGUUAUCAUGAAACAGAAAUUCCAACCCUACGAGGCACAUCUACAAUAUUUACUGCAAUUCAUGACCGACUACAAUCUUUACGGAUGCGGAUAUAUCGAAUCACAAAAGGCCUGCUUCAGAGCCCCGGUCCCUCAGCGCGAAGAUGAUCCGGAACUAGCUCAUAUAUGGCACAGCCAGUCAGUGUCAAGAAAUUUUAUUACCGAUGACGCUGAUCUCCCUCGUUCAGGCCAUUGUUCUAUCGAAGUCGAUAUAUGCGUCCAAGAUAUUUUAAAUCGGCAUGAGAUUAAAGAAAGGCAGCUUCACCAUGAUUUCACUGAGAUGAAGCACCCGUUACCUGCUGAUAUGAAACUUGUUCACAGUAUGGCUGGGCUGUGGAAAGACGAGACGAAACGCCGUAAAAGAAGAAUGCUGGGUCGAACGCCGGGAAGCAGCCCAUUCCCUCCGGAAGCUCUUGUAUCUAUGUCCGCAGACCCACGUGAUUCGCAACCUCCCGGAUGGAUUCACGAGGAAGAAUAUCGGGAUCAAAUUCAAGGACUAAUACACCAAGAGCACGACCAAAGCGACAAGAAGGAAAUGGGGUUCAACACAUUCGUGAAAAUCGACCCUCUCGAGUCCACUAUCAAUACUAUGUUGCAAUCCGUUGAGGACCUCUACCCGAGUAAUUUGGAAUCUGCGCUUGGUAAUGCGAGCCAACGGUUCGAAGACGACGAAAAUCCUACGAGCAGUAUAUUAGUGGACGACGACCGCAUUCUUAACAUCGCACUAGAUGAUGGUGAUGAUAUCUUCCCGGAUGACUCAGACGAACAAAGGGUUCGUGAUGCUGCAUCAGUAGAAAAGAACCAGACUCCUAGUGUCGGAAAUUUAGGUGGUGAUGGAUCGAUCACGCCGAGGAGGCCACCGAAGAAAGCUGCGGAGAAAACCAGCGAGAGCUCGCAAGGCCAAUCUGACACAACGCUAUCCCCAGAAAUAGUUAGGAAGCCGCAUGACGAGAAUCGGCACGGGGUACUCCCCAAUGGGGUGCAUAUCAGCUGUUUACGUUUGACGCAUCGGCCGCGCGUUCCAAUUCCUCAAGUAUUGCUCGAAAUCGCAAAGGAUCAAGGCUUGGUCAGCAGAAGCCGGGAUACACCACAAGUUCAACUGAAAGAAGCUGAAAAACGUCCUGCUCUGCCAUUUUCAGAGGGACAGGAAGCAAAGCGCCGUCGCGUAGGAUUCGCCCCUAUAACCAGUACCGAUCAAGUAGACACGACGGAAAAGCUGGCAGCAAGCUCCAAAAAGCCAGGGAGUCAAAUAGCACCAACGGCAUCGCAGACCAAGCCUUCAAUACCGAAGAAAAUCCUCAAGGGAUCUGAGAACCAGGUCCUCAAGUUCCCAGUCGUAAAAAAUCCCAACGAUCCAAGUACAAGGUUGCGAUUGAGUCAACAGACGAAUUCUCAGAAAAGUGAGAGUAGCCAGACUAUGAAGCAUAUCGCUUUUGACUCGUUAACCUCUCCCGAAGAUACUAAUCAGAAAUCGGCUUCGCCAACUAACAAAUCGGAGUCUGAUAGCUCUGCGUCAAAUAGCACGAAAGAAAUUGAGUCUAGAAAGCCUACCGAUAUUGGAUGCAUUCCUCGACCUCAAGCACGAUUCUUUGUUCUUAGGAAUUCCCCUCCCUGCAUUGACGAAGUCUUAUCGACUAUGGAUGGUUUGGGUCGUCCUGAUGUUAUAUAUCAAGAUGCGUUCUAUAGCAACGAAAAAGAUGUACCUCAAAGGGUUCGGGAAUACGCCGGUCAGGAGUUUCGUCUCGAAGGGAACACUCUUCCGUACCUGCCUGAUUUCGACCCAACGGGAGAGUCUCCUGCUAAUUUUGGUAUGAAAUCUACUUUGCCCUAUGACGCUGAAAGAGACGAACGGGUGUACAAAAAACUGCGUCGAGAAUGCUCACUGAGAAGCUGGGAAAUCGCGGAACCUCCACCCAGUUUCGACGAAGUGAAGGAUUGGUGGACAGAAAAACAGGCUGCAGCGAGAGACUCACAGGAGCCUGUAAUGAGACUUAACGACCCUGAGCUUAAGCCGUAUAUGUCUCAGAUUGACGCUCCCACACCCAAAAACAAGCAUGGCUUUAAAUAUUCCCAGAAGAAAAAAUCGACAAGCGUCCAACACGAAGCACAGUACAUGAGUAUCAUGAGUAUGGAGGUACAUGUUAACACAAGGGGCAAACUUUUCCCGAACCCAGAAGAGGACGAAGUCCAAUGCAUUUUUUGGUGUUCCAAGUCAGACGAGAAUUUUGCCACAGGUGAUAAUGCAUCGCUAUCGGUACAGUCCGGCAUUAUUGUCCUCUCCGAAGACGGAUCCCUAGCCCGAAGAAUGCAGAAGGAGAGUCCAACUCGAACCGAUGUCAUUGAAGAGGCAUCAGAGCUUGAGUUAAUGACCCGAAUGGUCGAAAUCGUCAGGACGCACGACCCGGACAUUCUUACCGGAUACGAAGUUCACGGUAGUUCGUGGGGUUACUUGAUAGAGAGAGCGAGGUUCAAAUAUGACUAUAAUCUCUGCGAUGAGUUUUCACGAAUGAAAAGCCAAUCGUUCGGGCGGUUCGGGAAAGAAUCUGAUCGAUGGGGGUUCAAUACCACAUCGACUAUUCGAGUUACUGGUAGACACAUGAUCAAUAUCUGGCGGGCGAUGCGCAGCGAACUCACUCUGCUCCAGUACACAAUGGAAAAUGUCGUUUGGCAUCUCUUGCAUCGACGAAUCCCACAUUAUCCUUGGCGCACUUUGACAGAGUGGUAUACCGAGGGAAGGCAUCGAGAUCUAAGCAAGCUCCUUCGACAUUACUUAACUCGGACGAAACUCGACAUAGAAAUUCUUGAAGCGAAUGAGCUUAUUCCGCGAACUAGCGAACAGGCGCGACUUCUAGGUGUGGAUUUCUUUUCCGUCUUCUCUCGAGGAUCCCAAUUCAAAGUCGAGUCGAUCAUGUUUAGGAUUGCGAAGCCAGAAAACUUCAUCUUAGUCUCUCCAGACAGGAAACAGGUCGGAAGUCAGAAUGCGCUUGAAUGCCUUCCUCUCGUCAUGGAACCGCAGAGUGCAUUCUACAACAGCCCGCUAGUGGUUCUCGACUUCCAAAGCCUGUACCCCAGUGUCAUGAUCGCAUAUAACUAUUGCUACUCGACUUUCCUCGGCCGUAUUGUAGAUUGGCGGGGCACGAACAAGAUGGGUUUCGCAGAUUACCAACGACAACACAGAUUGUUGGAGUUGCUCAAAGAUCACAUCAACAUAGCCCCCAACGGCAUGAUGUACUGCAAAGCAGAGGUCAGAAAAUCAUUAUUAGCCAAGAUGUUGACGGAAAUUCUCGAGACGCGAGUUAUGGUGAAGAGUGGGAUGAAGCAAGACAAAGACGACAAGACCUUGCAACAACUCCUCAACAACAGGCAACUUGCAUUGAAGUUGCUCGCGAACGUCACGUACGGAUACACAUCUGCGUCAUUCUCAGGUCGCAUGCCCUGCUCUGAAAUCGCGGAUAGUAUUGUACAAACCGGACGCGAAACUCUUGAAAGGGCGAUAGCACUGAUCCAUUCAGUAGAUAAAUGGAAAGCAGAAGUCGUCUAUGGCGAUACGGAUAGUUUGUUCAUUUAUCUGCCAGGCAGGACCAAGGACCAGGCUUUUGAUAUCGGCAACGAGAUUGCGAAAGCGGUCACGGACAUGAAUCCUCGACCGGUGAAGCUCAAGUUCGAAAAGGUCUACCACCCAUGUGUGCUUCUUGCUAAGAAGCGUUACGUCGGGUAUAAAUACGAGAGCAAGGACCAAUUCAAGCCUGACUUUGAUGCCAAAGGAAUUGAGACAGUCAGGAGAGACGGAACACCCGCCGAACAGAUGAUUGAAGAGAAGGCUCUUAAAAUUCUCUUUGAGACAGCCGAUCUCAGCCAAGUUAAAUCAUACUUCCAAAAACAAUGCGAAAAGAUAAUGCGUGGAGCUGUCUCGAUGCAAGAUUUCUGCUUCGCGAGAGAAGUCAAGUUGGGCACUUAUAGCGAUCGAGGACCGCCUCCGCCGGGUGCUUUGAUUAGCACGAAGAAGAUGCUCGAAGACGCGAGAGCAGAGCCACAGUAUGGCGAGCGUGUGCCAUACGUUGUGGUUUCGGGAGCGCCCGGAGCUCGUCUUAUUGACCGUUGCGUCGCUCCCGAGGAAUUAUUGAGCAAUUCACAUUUACAGUUGGAUUCGGAGUACUAUAUCUCGAAGAAUUUGAUCCCACCACUAGAGCGCAUUUUCAAUCUGGUUGGAGCCAACGUGAGGCAGUGGUACGACGAAAUGCCCAAGGUGCAGCGGAUUCAUCGUGUAGACACGACGUAUGACGGGAAGAAUCCGUUUGCGAAGAAGACCUUAGAAUCGUACAUGAAGGCAGCAGCGUGUCUUGUCUGCGGCGCAAAGACCAAGAGCGAGACCUCAUCAGUUUGUAUGAGGUGCCGUAGAAAUGCGCCAACUUCUCUUCUAAAGCUACAGACACAGCUCAAUAAAGAGGAAAGGAAAUUGACGGAUGUGACGAAGAUCUGCCAGAGCUGUGCGGGGUUGGCGCCACUCGAUAGUGUGCCGUGCGAUAGCAAAGAUUGUCCGGUUUUUUACACUAGGAUGAAGCAGGCGGCUCGCUACAGGACGGAGAAGAGUGUGGUUGAGCCGGCUGUUAAGCAGCUUUUGGAUGGGAAAAUCGGAGCAGAGGAGUUACAAUGGUAGGAGGUUGGUGUUGCACAUAUUAUAUGACCUUGGAAUAAAUACCCCGGGUGGCUUGAUUAUAUGACGGAACUUCGUUAGAGAUGCAUAGCGUGGCGUUUUCGAGGGGGUUCAUGAAUUGAGGAUUCAUUCAUACACUAAGCAAUGAUUCCCGAUUUAUUACCUGAAAUAUAAUUUCACAUGUGAAUUUGCGACUAUUUUGAUAUAGAAUUGCACUGAUAAUAUGUAAGAGUUUAAAGGUCACUCGGAUCGUGUCGUGAUCAAAAGUAGAGGGAUCCCUAUUUCAGCCACAGCUAAUUUUAC